Molecule: messenger RNA, 1795 nt
Organism: Amorphotheca resinae ATCC 22711
Lineage: Eukaryota; Fungi; Ascomycota; Leotiomycetes; Helotiales; Amorphothecaceae
Exons: 2
Coding region: 224-1642 (472 amino acids)
Biological process (GO): proteolysis
Molecular function (GO): aspartic-type endopeptidase activity
Source: RefSeq, a predicted model, not a curated record
AGCUCUCGUCCUUUCACCUCCCCUUCUUUUCGUUGUAUUAUUUUUUCCCUCAGAAGUUGCAUUGGGGCGGGCCAUCAUUCUUUUUUUAUUUAUUGUAUAUGUGCUGAGCAUCUAUCUGUCUUUCUACGUCGAGCUUUUCCGCAGCUGUCGUUCACGCGGGAAGUCGAACUACCCCUAUCCAUCCGUACUGAAGAGCUACCACCUGGUGUGGAUCAUCUUCAACAUGCCUUCUUUUCUUCAGACCUUCCUCCUCCUCGCUCUCGUCUCCUUCGUUCUCGCCGCUCCCUUCCCCGAACAGGUCCAAAAGCGAAGCUUCAAAGUCGAGCGGGUAGCAAACCCCCACUUCAAGCGGUCACUGGGCCACAAACGGGCUCCUGGCGCUGGGCCAAGAGCGCUCGUCAGAGCAUACAGGAAAUUUGGCAUGCCCCUCCCGGAGGCCCUGGGUGCCAUCAUCGCCAAUGCGGGCGCGGGUUCUUCAGCAGCUGGGUUAGCUACUGAACUGUCAGACAUCCUGGGCGACGGUGGAGAAGCAGGAUCAACAUCCAAGGGCAAGGAGAAGGGCAAACCCAAGCUGAGGCCGUCCCCAGCGCCUACAGGGCUACCCUCCGCCGCGCCUCCAGCGACUGGCGUACCCAAAUUCAGCAACAGUACUGGCGGGGCCGGGAGCGUCGCAAACACGCCUGAGGCCGGCGAUGUCGAAUACCUCGCGCCAGUCACGAUUGGAGGCCAGACAGUGAACAUGGACUUCGACAGCGGCUCCUCGGACCUCUGGGUCUUCAACACGCAACUCAGCCUGAACACGCUGUCCGGGCAUAUGGCCUACAACCCGGCGCAGUCCAGCACCUUCCAGCUGCUCCCAGGCUCGACCUUCAGCAUCUCGUACGGCGAUGGCUCAGGCGCCGCAGGCAACGUCGGCACUGACACGGUGAACAUCGGCGGGGCCACCGUGACAGGGCAGGCCAUCGAGCUCGCCACGGACGUGUCCACGAGCUUCGUCACCGACACUCAAUCGACGGGCCUCAUUGGGCUCGCCUUCAGCAAGCUCAACACGGUCAAGCCGGUGCAGCAAAAGACCUUCUUCGACAACGCCCUCGCGACGCUGCCCGAGCCCGUCUUCACGGCCGACCUCCGCCACAACGCCGCCGGCACCUACGAGUUCGGCGCCAUCGACUCGACCAAGUUCUCGGGCCCGCUCGCCUGGACCCCCGUCAACACCACCAGCGGCUUCUGGCAGUUCACGUCGCAGGCCUUCGCGGUCGGCGGCGGCGCCCCGAGCACCAGCGUGCCCGGCGGCCAGGCCAUCGCCGACACGGGCACCACGCUCAUGCUCGCGGACCAGAGCGUCGUCGAUGGCUACUACAGCCAGGUGCAGGGCGCGGUGAACAAUGCCACGGUCGGCGGCGUCACGUUCCCGUGCAGUGCGACGCUGCCGGAUCUGCAGAUCGAUGUCGGAGGCACGAUGGCUACGGUCCGCGGGGAUGAUAUUAAUUUCGCCCCGGUGGAUCAGACUGGUACUACCUGCUUCGGCGGUCUCCAAGCCACGACCGUGCAGCCGCAGAUCUACGGCGAUAUCUUUUUCAAAUCAAACUUCGUCGCUUUUAACGGCGGGAAUAACAGUCUCGGGGUAGCUCCGCAUCAAUAGUUUUGUUUCCUCGGGGGGUUUUUUGCUUUUUGUUGGGAUGGGUUGGGAUGGGAUGGGUAUGUGUGCGUAGAAAAAGGAUGGGAGAAGAAAAGAAGGAGGUGUGAUUGAUGGAUUGAUUGAUUGGUGAUAGAUGGGAUAAAAAGAUGAAGAAGA